CCGAGCCGGUAGAACAGAAGAGCCUUGACUCCCACCUGCAGCCAUGAAUGGUGGGUUUAAUAUUUGGGCCAUCACUCCAGAGGAGAGAGGAAAGCAUGACAAACAGUUCGACUCUCUCAGUCCCACACUGGGAUUCGUGUCAGGAGAUCAAGCACGCAAGUUCUUCCUGCAGUCUGGCCUUCCUUCUUCAGUACUGGCUGAGAUCUGGGCGUUAGCUGACAUGGGUAAGGAUGGUAAGAUGGAUCGCUUAGAGUUCUCCAUUGCCAUGAAGCUGAUUAAGCUGCAGCUCCAGGGUGUGUCUCUUCCUCCAUCUCUGCCCAUCAUCAUGAAGCAAACCCCCGUCCCUGUAACAACAUCAUCGGCCCGUUUCGGUAUGGGUUCAAUGCCAAACUUGUCCAUCAUGCCAGCUAUGCCCCUGCUGACCCCAGCGGCUGUCGGCUCCUCUGUGUCUUCUGUAAACUCUUUGACCUCUAUGCCACAUGUGCCCCCUUUGCUGCCUAUGCCAAUGGUCCCCGAUUCCCUCAGUCUGUCAGCACUACCCGACGGCACUGCCGCACUAACAAUGGCACCAGGUGUGAAUAAAUCUCACUCGCUCUUGGAUCUAGCAUCCAGCAGCUCAAACUCUUCCUCUACCAACUCACUGGCAAGUAACUCACCCAAAACCGGAGCAUCUGAUUGGGCGGUGCCUCAGUCCUCCCGACUCAAAUAUAGGCAGCAGUUCAACAGUCUGGACAAGCUGAUGACCGGAUACCUAUCAGGUCCACAGGUCAGAAAUGCCCUCACUGCCUCCAACCUCACACAGACUCAGCUCGCUACUAUAUGGAGUCUAGCAGAUGUGGAUCGUGAUGGUCAGCUGCGAGCGGAGGAGUUUAUUUUGGCUAUGCACCUGGUGGACAUGGCCAAAACAGGUCAUCCUUUACCUCUCACCCUUCCUGCAGAUCUAGUGCCGCCGUCUUUCAGAACAGGGAAGCCAUGUGACCUGCCGAAUGGCAUCAUUACUCGAAUCAGCACAGAACUCAAAGAUCCAGAACCUGCAAACAAGAACAAGAGCAACGUGGCCUUUGAGGAUAAGCUGAAGGAGAACUUCCAGCGAGGCAGCAUGGAGCUAGAGAAGCGACGCCUGGCACUUCAGGACGAGCAGAGAUGUGAGGAGGAACAACGAAGAGAGGAAAGGAGAAAAGAGGAGGAUAGGAAACAACAGAGAGAAAGGGAGGAGCUGGAGAAAAGAGAGAGAGAGGCGCUACGCCGGCAAAGAGAGGAGGAGCAACGUAUCGAAAAACAGAGAGAGAUGGAGAGACGACGGGAAGAGGAAAGACUAAAAGAGCAGGAGAGGCAGGAGGAGGCAGAGCGACAGAGGAGAAAGGAAUGGGAGAGGACGAAGAGAAUGGAGCUCCAGGCUCAACGCGAAAAAGAAAACAAAGACAUUGAGAGACUCACAGCAAGAAAAAGGAGUCUGGAGCUGGAACUGGAGGCUGUGGGCAACAAGCACAAGCAGAUCUCCAACUGUCUCCGUGAUGCUCAGAGCAAGAGGCAUGUUCAGAGAGCGGAGUUAGAGCUCAUUAAUCAGAAAAGAGACGGUCGCAUUGCUGACAUCAACUCUCUACAGCUGCAGUUUGAGGAUGUUCAGAGGCAGCUGAGUAAUUUGGGUCCAGAGAAACAGAGGCUGACCGACAGACUGAGAGACCUCACACAGACCAACACUAACUGUGAAGGACUGAAUGAUGUGAGGAAGAAUGUGGGUAUGAAGGACCUGAGCUGCAGGAAGUUGAAGGAGCAGUUGGAUGCUCUGGAGAGGGAGACGACCACCAAGCUGUCUGAGAUGGAGAGCUACAACCGGGACAUAAAGGAGCUGAGAGAAAGGCAGCAGCAGCAGCAGGCCGUUCUGGAGCAGCUUAACAGGGUGAAGGAGGAGAAAAUGAAGGAGCUGAACAGGCGGAAGCAAGAAGAGGUGGAAAGAAAGAGGAGAGAGGAAGAAGCAGCCAGACAGGCCAAGCUGGAGCAGGAACGCCUUCAGAGAGAGGAGGCCGAGUUCCAGAGGAGGCUCGCCCAGGAGAGAGAGGCCAAACUCAAAGAGGAGCAGCAGCUCCUGGCCCAGGAGAGGCUCCGUCAGGCUCAGGAGAAAGCAGCCCAGCAGGAGAAAGAGGAAAGAGAACGGGAGGAAAAGAUGAGAGUGGAGGAGCAAGAGAGAGAGGAAAAGAGGAGAGUGGAGGAGCAGGAGAGAGAGGAAAAGAGGAGAGUGGAGGAGCGAGAGAGAGACGAAAAGAGGAGAGUGGAGGAGCGAGAGAGGGAGGAACAGGAAAGGGGAAAAGAUGGAACGAAUGAAGAAAUAACAAAACCUUUGGAUCUUCAGUCGCAGCUCUCAGCACUGUUCAGCAGCACAACAAAUGGACCUGUUUUGGAUGCCCAGGGAAAUAAUGGCAUGCGAAGCACCUAUAGAGCGCUGUACCCCUUCACUGCCCGCAAUGAUGACGAACUCACACUGGAGGCAAAUUGCUUAAUUGAGGUGGAUGAACUGACAGUGAGAGGGCCCGGCUGGCUGUACGGUACAUAUGGAGGUAGCAGCGGCUGGUUUCCUGAGAGCUAUGCUGAAAAAACCAGCAACAACCAGCAGAAUAAUGUCAAUUCUUCACACUCCACACUGACCUCUACUGACCAGUUCAGGAUCCCCAGGGUGGAUAUAGAGGGACCAACACCCACACACACACCUGCAGCUACACACACACAACACACACAGGCUGUAGCUUUAAGUCCAUGGACAGCAACCACUGACACCCACCUUGGCUUCUCAAAGGACGAUAUCAUCACAGUUCUGGAGCAGCAGGAGACGUGGUGGUAUGGGGAACUCGGGGAGAAACGAGGGUGGUUCCCCAAAUCCUACGUCUCCAUAGUGACCACGAACAACAACCAUGCAGAGCCUUUAUACUCCACUGUUGAUGAAUUAGAACUGCCAGACUCCAUCCUGCUUGAAGAAUACGUGGCUCUUUACACGUACGAGAGUCCUGAAUCAGGUGACCUGACUUUCCGGGCCGAAGAUGUUGUUUUGGUAACAGAGAAAGAAGGCGAGUGGUGGAAAGGCUGCAUCGGCGAUCGAUCAGGACUUUUUCCUUCGAACUACGUCAAACCCAAAGAUCUAGACGCGGCCAAACCUGGUGCUGCCAGCAGAAAGCCAGAGAUUGCACAGGUAACAGCAACCUGUGUGGCAUCGACACCAGAGCAGCUGAGCGUGACUCCUGGCCAGCUGAUCCUCAUCCUCCAUAAGAACUCCUGUGGCUGGUGGUUGGGGGAGCUGCAGGCUCGGGGUAAGAAGCGUCAGAAAGGCUGGUUUCACUCUUCAAACGUCAGACUGCUGGAGCCCAACUGUGCCAAAACCCCUCCUGCAUCUCAGCCCUUGUGUCAGGUGAUUGCAAUGUAUGACUACAAAGCCGCCAAUGGGGAUGAACUAAGUUUUCUGAAAGGUCAGCUGAUUAAUGUGUUCAACAAGGAUGACUCUGAUUGGUGGAAAGGAGAGGUUAAUGGGAUCACCGGGCUAUUCCCGACCAAUUACGUCAAGAUGACCACAGAGACUGACCCCAGCCAGCAAUGGUGUGCGGAUCUUCUGAGUUUGGACUCCAUGAGUUCUGAGGAGAGAAAGAGACAGGGCUACAUCCACGAACUCAUAGAGACCGAGCAGACGUAUGUACAGGACCUGGAACUGGUUCUGGAGGUGUUCUACAAACCGAUGGCUGAGUCAGGCAGGUUGACUGAGGCUGAGAUGAGCAUGAUCUUUGUAAACUGGAAAGAACUGAUCAUGUGUAACACCAAACUGCUCAAAGCUCUGCGGGUAAGGAAGAAGACGGUGGGCGAGCGCAUGCCCGUGCAGGUGAUCGGCGACAUUCUGUCCUCUGAGCUUGCCCACAUGCAGGCCUACAUCCGCUUCUGCAGCUGCCAACUGAACGCUGCCGCACUGUUGCAGCAGAAAACAGAUGCCUCAGAUGAUUUUAAACUCUUCCUAAAGAAAAUAGCCACUAAUUACCUCUGUAAAGGAAUGCCACUGUCCAGCUUCCUGCUGAAGCCCAUGCAGAGGAUCACUCGCUAUCCGCUAAUCAUCAGAAAUAUUCUGGAGAAUACUCCAGUGGGCCACGUGGACCAGGUGAACCUCCGGGAGGCACUGGACAGAGCCGAGCUUCUGUGCUCUCAGGUGAACGAGGGCGUGAGAGAGAAGGAAAACUCGGACCGACUGGAGUGGCUGCAGAACCAUGUGCAGUGUGAGGGGAUCAUUGAGCACCUGGUUUUUAACUCUUUGACGAACUGCCUGGGUCCUCGCAAGCUGCUGCACAGUGGACGCCUAUGGAAAGCUAAAAGCAGCAAGGAACUCUGGGCCUUUUUGUUUAGUGACUUUCUGCUCCUCACCUACACAUCCAAACAGUUCUCCUCAAACACAGACAGACUCUUCAACCCCAAAUCCAACACAGUCUACAAGAUGUACAAAACGCCUGUGUUCUUGAAUGAAGUGCUGGUUAAAAUGCCGUCCGACCCAUCCAGUGAUGAUCCAGUGUUCCACAUUUCACACAUUGACCGUGUUUACACGCUGAAAGCUGAAAACAUUAACGAAAGAACCACAUGGGUCCAGCGGAUCAAGGCAGCCUCCGAGCGUUUCAUUGAGACAGAAAAGCUGAAAAGAGAGAAAGCGUACCAAGCUCGAUCUCAGAAGACGAGUGGUAUUGGACGUUUGUUAGUAACAGUGCUGGAGGCUAUCGAUCUGAAACCCUGCAAGCCAAAUGGUAAGAGUAACCCAUACUGCGAGCUGUCUAUGGGAGCACAGUGCUACACCUCACGGACACAAAACGACACAGUCAACCCCAAAUGGAACUUCAGCUGUCAGUUCUUCAUCAAAGAUCUGUACCAGGAUGUCUUGUGCAUCACUGUCUUUGAACGGGACCAGUUCUCACCCGAUGACUUCCUGGGUCGCACAGAGGUUCCUGUGGCCACUAUAAAGAAAGAUCAAGAGGGAAAAGGACCACUAACUCGACGUCUGCUUCUGCACGAAGUUUCCACUGGAGAGGUUCGAGUUCGCCUCGACCUGCAGCUCUAUGAGCAGUUGCCCCUCCUCUGACCUCUUUUUAGUCCUUAGCCGUGAAACUCUACAAUUCCUAAAUUUACUGUAUUUUUCUUUUUUCUAAAAAAAAAAGGAUAUAAAUGUUUUAUCUGAUACAGCAAGCACAAGGAAGCAGUGAUGGAAAGUUAGAUUAUUUAACAUCAAAAUAAUAAAAAAUGUUUUAUAACAUUUUGUUAAGUAAACAUUUCAUAUUAUAGCAACUGACAAAACAAAAAAUACAGUAUAAAAGUAAAGUAUAAAAGUAAAAAGUAAAGUAUAAAAGUAAUUUCUGAGAACUAAAAGAACAUUUGCAGAAAUCAGUAAUAAUCCUGCUGUGAAUUACAUCUGUAUCACAAGUGUAUGGAAGUUUCAACUGUAAAUG
Molecule: messenger RNA, 5456 nt
Organism: Trichomycterus rosablanca
Lineage: Eukaryota; Metazoa; Chordata; Actinopteri; Siluriformes; Trichomycteridae
Gene: itsn2a
Product: intersectin 2a
Exons: 38
Coding region: 44-5092 (1682 amino acids)
Biological process (GO): intracellular signal transduction; positive regulation of Rho protein signal transduction
Molecular function (GO): calcium ion binding; protein binding; guanyl-nucleotide exchange factor activity
Source: RefSeq, a predicted model, not a curated record